GCAGCUCAAUCUGAAGUCAAGUUAAACAUUUAUCCGUAAUCAGUCCGAUCUUCCUUCGUCUGAACUGUCAGAAGUAUGUUUUUCCCUAGUACGCGUUGAUUUUCGGAUUAUUUUUUUCUCUUUGUAUCUGAACUUUAAGCCAACAAAUACGGCCUGAUGCACCACACCACCUGAGAGUCAAUAAGGUACCUACUCUUCAUGCUUACCUUGAUGCCUAGGUAUGGCACACUAUAUGUCCUAUACUCAGGGUCCGUACUUUAUACUAGUAGCACCCGCAUCCCCAGGCUGUGGUACAAUCAUCACGUCGCAUUGGGGGCGACGGCGCACAUGGCUGUGGGAACAGCCCCAUCUCACAUCAUCAAGCCGAUUCGAUAUCUUGUAUUCAUAUGCCCCGAAACGUGGGGUGCUGGGCGUCAGCUGCUGGCCCCCAACCGGUGAAGUUGGAUCAUGUUUUCAUGCCGUUUUGCCGGAAUAUUUGACAAUAUUAUGCAGCUUAGCAACAUGAUCGCCGUUCUCGAACAACCGUAUUCAAUGGGAGAGACAGGACCAAAAUCCGGGUGGGCUGUUUUUGCCCCAUCGCAGCUGUCGGGCAUCUCUGGAGUACAUCAUUCGACUGGUUUGAGCCGCAAUCGAUCUCUCAACCCAAGAGUUGACCCCUUUCUUAUGCAUUGCGACAGCCCUCCACCCAUAAACGACCGUUACCUUUGUGAGGCUCCAGCGAGUUGGUUGCAGAUGCCACGUGCGAUCAGGUCCCCCAUACUACCAGAUCCUCUAGGGGAUGGUUGUUUGAUGUUGUGGUUUGGUUGUCACUCUAUACCAAGCCUCUUAAGCGCUUCACAGCGGCAGCUACGACUUCUAUUGAUCGCCGAUUUAUGCUUUUCGGCCAUGCUUCCUGCAGCCCUCCCUCAUGCCGUCAUUAAUGCGUUGCUGCAACAGAAGAAUCAGUGAUACUCCUGGACCCCAAAGAUGAUUAACAUGAAGGCCUCCUGUUUGAAGCCACUUUUCGCAACCUGUAAUGCGCUGCUGGGUAUAACACAUCGGUCUCCUGCCAAGAUGGCUCUCCGCAGGUCAUAUAAAGGCUGGCAUCUUCGAGAUACAGCCUCGCUCAAGAUUUGGUGUUUUCUCCUAAAGCAAACAUUGAAAACACACACAUCUCGGAAUUUUGGCACAACGUACUAGAUUACACCCCGACUGAAUAUACCAACCAUCUCCCCAGGCCUCACCGUCAUGAAGAUCACUCGUAAAAGCUCUGAUUCUUCCAGUUCUGGAAAGUGCACGUCAUGUGCAGCCACGCGAGGCUCCAGUAUCACGGAGUGGCAUGCCGAGGACUGCGUCGAUGAGCCCGCGAUGCUAAUGGCGGCCUCUGCGAGGUCUCACGAGGCCUAUGGCUCCACCACCGUCCUCAACAAUCUAGUCCAUGCCUCUGGCCAGGUGUCAUACAGCAGCAGACUUGGCCAAGUUGACACAACUGCAGUUGGGUCUAUAACCAGCCUUCCUAGCUUCGGUCUGCAAGCCGAGCCGGAGCAGCAGAACGUACGCCCGCGCGUCGACUCCCCAGCUCCCAUCUCACAGCUUCAGGACCACACAAGUCAACAGACUGUCCAAGACGCUCUCGAAUAUGAAAAACCCCGCAUCUGCGACAGGAGAUCCCUCUCGAUGCAGCUCGUGUCAUUUUGCUGGGACGUCGAGAGGGAGGACCCCAGAUCCGUCGUUGCGCGGGCCGCCGAAGCCUUCCCCGACGUGCCAUACAACGUGAGCGAGCCCGACUACGGAGACCUCGGCGGCUGGGAGCAGCACUACUGCUGGGACCAUCUCCAAGCCAGUGGUGCAGGGCCCGACACGGCCAGGGACCUCUGGUGUGAACCAGUGUCUCCCUUGAGUCCGACCAAGUCGCCUGGAUAUGGACAUGGUCCGAAUGACCAGUGACAAAUAGUCGUAGCUGUGCGUGUUAGGUGGAUCAAAAAAGGGUACAGAUGAUGAAAAGCUAGGAGAGAGUAGCUUGGUGGCUGUUUGCUAACUAAUAUAUGUUCAAACGACAAUACAAAUCUUAAAUGUAC
Molecule: messenger RNA, 2057 nt
Organism: Pyricularia oryzae 70-15
Lineage: Eukaryota; Fungi; Ascomycota; Sordariomycetes; Magnaporthales; Pyriculariaceae
Exons: 2
Coding region: 1228-1926 (232 amino acids)
Source: RefSeq, a predicted model, not a curated record